GCAUUGACUAUUGCCACCGUUGCAUUCUGCCAACUUUUCCGGGUUCCUGGCUGAGUCCGUCGCAAAAACGAUACUGCGUCGUCACACAAGAUGAUUUUAGCAUUUUUUAAUUUUGCUGCUAAACAACGAUUGUGUUGCACUGCGUUGAGUUUGGCUGGAGUCUGGAAAACCCCACUAGCUGUCCUUCUUCGAACUCGUUUUUGCGACGGACUCAGCCAGGAACCCGGAGCAGUUAUCAGAUUGCAACGGUGGCAAUAGUUCCGAUCUGCACUUAGUUUCCCCGGUGGAUUCCAGCGGUAAUCCUUCCCCGUUACUUGAGGAAAUCGAUCGCACCAUCGAUCUGCUGCAGAAUAAGAAACGCAAACUGGAAGCCAGGAUUUCUUUCUGAAAAAAUGUCGCAUACAACGAACCCAUCUAAUCCCAUGAAACCGCAAGGAACGGCGCGCACCAGCGAAAAUAUUAGCAGUGAUUACCAUGAGAUGAUCAUUAAACUUGAUCCCGUUUCGGCAUCCCUCUACAAAAGCGUCUGGGAAAAAGGAGUUGCCAAAGAGAUGUUGAACAGUUUCGGUAUUGGUGCUAAGUUCGAAAAUUGUGAACUGGUGUCUGCUGCUAAACACCGCCUUAUGGACGAAGAGGAGGGUAGUGUCCUCCUGACCAUUAACUUGUGGGGAAAUCAAUCGGCGAUGAACACGUUGAUUUGGACUUGCAACGAACUCUUAGAGAAAAAGGGAAUUAAGAUUCAGUCGAUCGAACACUGCCCGGACGCCGACCCGCGAUCGACCGGCUCUACGCCUGCUAGCAGCCGCAAAGCCGAGGAGCGUGGGCCCGGCAUGGUCUCCGGAAGUGGCUUCCCACUGCAACAGCCGUCAGGCCAGCCGAGUGGUAUUGGUCCCGACCCGUUGGCCGCGAUGGGAAUGCUGGUGGCUCGGAUCGGGUCCACGCCGGCCCAACCGACCGCUGCUGCGCCCGGGCCCGUGGAGGACGACGAGGAAGACCCUGCCUGACCGCUCCAUCCGGACAAGGCCUGUCGAUGACGCCCCCAAAGACUGCGCAGUAUUUUCGUAUAUGUUUUUUCUACUUUCGUAAUCAUGAUCUUCAAGCGAAGUGGGUUCUUGUAACUUGUUGACUAAUAAUUCGGGUCAAUGCGGCCGCUCAAUCGGAAUGUUUUGAAUGUUUCUCGCUGUGGAACGAGGAAACUGAUCGAAAGCAAACUGUUCCCAAUAAAAUUUUAACCGUA
This is a messenger RNA of Paramacrobiotus metropolitanus, 1237 nucleotides long. RefSeq lists its product as uncharacterized. Lineage: Eukaryota; Metazoa; Tardigrada; Eutardigrada; Parachela; Macrobiotidae. The record is from RefSeq and is a predicted model, not a curated record. The coding region runs from base 393 to 1004 and encodes 203 amino acids. The transcript has 6 exons.